Molecule: messenger RNA, 12948 nt
Organism: Branchiostoma belcheri (Belcher's lancelet)
Lineage: Eukaryota; Metazoa; Chordata; Leptocardii; Amphioxiformes; Branchiostomatidae
Exons: 69
Coding region: 70-12702 (4210 amino acids)
Biological process (GO): cell-matrix adhesion
Molecular function (GO): calcium ion binding
Source: RefSeq, a predicted model, not a curated record
UGUUGACGGCCAUGAGGCCUGUGGGACAGUAAACGAAACAUUCAAACACCACAUACCACAGACAAGAAGAUGGCUACAGCAUUACUACCUCUGAAAUUGGUGAUGUUGCUGUUCGCCAUUCAUGCAGCUGAAAUGUCUCAUGCACCGACAACGACCACUUUGGCAAUAACAACCACAACAGUAACGCCGGCAACAGCAAUGGCUGCGACGAAAGUAGGACCAACGGCAACAGCAGCGGAAACAACUACAACUGCAGCAAUGACUCCUGCACAGACCACUGCAGCGGCAAUGACUAUCGAACAGACCCCUACAGCGGCAAUAACUAACGACCCGGCCGCUGCAGCGACAAGAACUGCCGAACCGACCGCUGCAGGGGCGAUAAAUACCGAUCCGACCCCUGCAGGGACAAUAACUACCGAACCAACCGCUGCAGCGGCGAUGACUACGAAGCCAACCGUUGCAGCGGCAAUGACUACCGAACCGACCACUGCAGAGGCCAUGACUACGAAGCCAAGCACUGCAGCGGCCACGACUACCGAACCGACCGCUGCAGCGGCAAUAACUACCGAACCGACCACUGCAGCGGCAAUGACUACCGAACCGACCACUGCAGCGGCAAUGACUACCAAACAAAAUACUGCUGCGGCAAUGACUACCGAACCGACCGCUGCAGGGGCAAUAACUACGAAACCGACCACUGCAGCCGCAGUGACUACCGAACCGACCGCUGCUGCUGCAAUGACUAAAAAACCGACCGCUGCAGCCGUAAUGACUACCGAAACGACCGCUGCAGCUGCAAUGACUACCGAACCGACCGCUGCAGCUGCAAUGACGACCAUAGCAGCAAACAUGACUGCAGUACAAAAUCCAUCACUUACUACGCUGCCCACAACAUCAAUUGAGCUUCGCACAACUGAGUCACCCAUAACAUCAACUGAGCCAACAACAACAACACCACCAACAAGAGAGACGACGAAAACAAUAGGGCCAUAUUUAACUCAGCUAUCAACGACUAUGAGAACAGUAAGCCGCGUGACCGGAUGUGGAGGCAAUCUGACGGGUCCCUCUGGAGGCUGGAGCUAUCAAAAUUUCUAUGGAUACAGUGAGACCUGUGAGUGGUUGAUCACUGUACCAGAGGGAAGCAUUCGUCUCACGUUCGACAGUUUCGACAUUGGUUACGGUUAUGAGUUUCUAACCAUCUACGAUGGAACCAAUGAUGAUGCUACACAGUUACAGAGGUUAACAGGUGAUCUGAGGUCAAUCAGCCCCAUUAUCAGCACAUCUAACACAAUGUUCCUGAGGUUUACAUCUGACAACUAUUACGUCUAUGCGUGGUUCAGCUUCUCCUACAUAAGCAGUACUGCAGGGCAAUGCUGGGAUCCCGGUGUGCCAGCCAAUGGGACAAGAGAUAACAACAGUAACUUUACAUCAGGACAGAAAGUCAGGUACACCUGUAUGGCCGGGUAUCAUCUGUGGGGAACUGCCAAUAUAACCUGCCAGUCUAACGGGGCAUGGAGUGAUGCUACACCAACUUGUGAUGUACAAAGUAUUAUGACGGGUCCCUCUGGAGGCCCUGUGACGUCACCCAACUACCCUAGUAACCAUGGCAACAAUGAAUACAUCAGGUGGUUGAUCAUUGUACCAGAAGGAAGCACCAUUCGUCUCACGUUCGCCAGGUUCUAUACUGGUGGUUCUGACUUUCUGACCAUCUACGAUGGAACCAGCGAUGAUGCUACAGAGUUACGAAGGUUAUCAGGUUACCAUCAAGAAAUCAGCCCCAUCAUCAGCACAUCUAACACGAUGUUACUGAGGUUCACACCUGACGACCGUUAUACAAGUCAGGGGUUCCAGUUCUCCUACAUAAGCCGUACAGCAGACGAAUGCUGGGAUCCUGGUGUCCCUUCCAAUGGGACAAGAGAUAACAACAAUAACUUUACAUCAGGACAGACAGUCAGGUACACUUGUAUGGCCGGGUAUCAUCUGUGGGGAACUGCCAAUAUAACCUGCCUGUCUAACUGGACAUGGAGUGAUGCUGCACCAACGUGUGAAGUGGAAAAUAUCAUUACGGGUCCCUCUGGAGGCCUUGCGACGUCACGGGACUACUACAGUAACUAUGACAACAUUGGAAACGCCAGGUGGUUGAUCAUCGUACCAGAAGAAAGCAUCAUUCGUCUCACGUUCGCCAGGUUCUACACAGAGUAUGGUUAUAGCUUUCUGACCAUCUACGAUGGACCCAGAGAUGAUGCUACAGAGUUACGAAGGUUAUCAGGUUACAAUCUACAAAUCAGUCCCAUCAUCAGCACAUCUAACACGAUGUUACUGAGGUUCACACCUGACAGCGGUUACCCCAGCUAUUGGUUCCAAUUCUCCUACAUAAGCCGUACAGCAGACGAAUGCUGGGAUCCCGGUGUGCCGACCAAUGGGACAAGAGAUAACAACAGUAACUUUACAUCAGGACAGACAGUCAGGUUCACCUGUAUGGCCGGGUAUCAUCUGUGGGGAACUGCCAAUAUAACCUGCCAGUCUAACGGGACAUGGAGUGAUGCUACACCAACUUGUGAAGUGGGAAGUAUCAUGACGGGACCCUCUGGAGGCCCUGUGACGUCACCGAAUUAUCCCAGUAACUAUGACAACAAUGAAAACGUCAGGUGGUUGAUCAUUGUACCAGAAGGAAGCAUCAUUCGUCUCACGUUUGACAGUUUCGCCACUGAGAGAUUUUAUGACAUUCUGACCAUCUACGAUGGAGCCAGUCAUAAUGCUACACAGUUACGAAGGUUAUCAGGUUACCAUCAAGAAAUCAGCCCCAUCAUCAGCACAUCUAACACGAUGUUCCUGAGGUUCACAUCUGACUACAGUGUCACCCGUCAGGGGUUCCAGUUCUACUACACAAGCCGUACAGCAGACGAAUGCUGGGAUCCUGGUGUCCCUUCCAAUGGGACAAGAGAUAACAACAAUAACUUUACACCAGGACAGACUGUCAGGUACACCUGUAUGGCCGGGUAUCAUCUGUGGGGAACUGCCAAUAUAUCCUGCCAGUCUAACGGAACAUGGAGUGAUGCUACACCAACUUGUGAAGUAGGAAGUAUCAUGACGGGACCCUCUGGAGGCCCUGUGACGUCACCGAACUAUCCCAGUAACUAUGACAACAAUGAAAACGUCAGGUGGGUGAUCAUUGUACCAGAAGAAAGCAUCAUUCGUCUCACGUUCGACAGUUUCGCCACUCGGAGAUAUGACAUUCUGACCAUCUACGAUGGAGCCAGUGAUAAUGCUACAGUUUUACGAAGGUUAUCAGGUUACCAUCAAGUCAGCCCCAUCAUCAGCACAUCUAACACAAUGUUCCUGAGGUUUACAUCAGACUUCAGUAACACCCUUCAGGGGUUCCAGUUCUCCUACACAAGCCGUACAACUGACCAAUGCUGGGAUCCUGGUGUGCCGACCAAUGGAAAGAGGGAUAACAACAGUAACUUUACUUUAGGACAGACGGUCAGGUAUACCUGUAUGGCCGGCUAUCAUCUGAAUGGGACUACAGAUAUAGCCUGCCAGUCGAACGGGACAUGGAGUGAUGCUACACCAACUUGUGAAGUAACCAGCGCGGCAGAAUCUCCAGUAAAUACCAGUGUUACUGGAAGGGGAAUCAACAUGACGGGUCCCUCUGGAGGGCCUUUGACGUCACCGAAGUUUCCCAGUAACUAUGGCAACAAUGAGAACUACCAGUGGUCGAUCACUGUACCAAAGGCAAGCAUCAUUCGUCUUGCGUUUGACAAUUUCGACACCGAAGAAGGGUAUGACUUUUUGACCAUCUACGAUGGAACCAGUGAUAAUGCUGCAGAAUUACAGAGGUUAACAGGUGACCCGUGGCCAAUCAGCCCCAUCAUCAGCACAUCUAACACGAUGUUCCUGAGGUUUACAUCUGACUACAGUGUCACCCGUCAGGGGUUCAACUUUUCCUACACAAGCAGUACAGCAGGCCAAUGCUGGGAUCCUGGUAUGCCAGCCAAUGGGAUCAGAGAUAACAACAGUAACUUUACAUCAGGACAAACAGUCGGGUACAACUGUAUAGCUGGAUAUCAGCUGUUGGGAACUGCCAAUAUAACCUGCCAGCCGAACGGGACAUGGAGUGAUGCUACACCGACUUGUGAAGUGCUGACGCCUCCGGACAACAGAGGAACAGAGUUUGUGGUUGGAUUUCUAGAGAACUACGAAAACGGAUACAGCGAACUGGAGCUGCUCCUCACCAGCGCGAGCUCAGAACCCGCCAUCGUCACCAUCACUGCCCCAGGUGCCAACUACACGGAGCAGCUUAUCGUGACUGACGCAGCUGUACAGGAGGUCACCCUGCCACGCUCUUUAAUGCUCAGGGGAGACGAGCGGGCUCAGAAAGGCGUCCUCGUCACCGCCGACCACGAUAUUAUCCUGUACGGCGUGAACAAGGGGGAACUGAACACAGACGGUUUCCUGGGUCUUCCUGUUGACGUUCUCGGCAAAGAGUUUUUCGUUGUUUCGUACACUCCUGCGUAUCGGGGGAAUCCGUCCGAAUUCGCCAUCUUCGGUGUUGAAAAUGACACCUUGAUCAACGUCACUGUUAAAGGGACUGUGUACCAUAACGACACGUAUUAUAAUGCCGGGAGCGUCAUCGCGUUCUCGCUAGACCGUCUGGAGGCUAUACAGUUUCAGGGCUGGAACCUGUCGGACCUUACAGGUACCCACAUUGUGUCCGACAAGCCGGUGUCCGUCAUGUCUGGCGUGUGGUGUACCAGUGUGCCAACUCAGUACGGCUGGUGUGAUCAUCUAGUUGAACACAUCCCGCCCGUCAACACCUGGGGACGUCGCUUCGUCACCGUCCCGCUAGCCGGGCGUCAAGCAGGCGACAUCUUCCGCAUCGUGGCUGCCAGAAACGGCACCACUGUGAAAGUCACCGGUAUAUCGCCUCGUACGCUAGGCGCAGGCGAGUUCUGGGAGCUGGACUUUUCGUCCAACACCUACAAGUCCAUCACGUCCUCCCAGCCUAUCAUGGUACUGCAGUACAGCAAGGGGUUUAGUUGGAACUACUUUGGCGGGGGUUCUUUCAUGAUGUACCUGCCUUCGGUGGAGCAGUUCGCCGCCGACUACACCUUCACCAAUGUCAACACAUGGAUCUCGUCCUACGUCCACUACGUAAACAUCGUCAUCAAGACGUCAGAAACGUCAGGGCUGACGUAUGACGGCAACCCACUACAUUCCAACACGAUCUGGUCUCCCAUCCCGGACUCUGAUUUGUCCGCUACGCAGCUUUACAUCGGCACUAAUAAUGGUGAUGGAACACACAAGAUCAAACACGAAUCCGCGAAUGUCAUCUUCUCCCUAACCUACUACGGCUUCUCUCACAGUGGCUUCGUCGGUUUUCCCCUGGGUCUCCGACUGGCCAGCAUUCCAGGUGGAUGUGACGUCACAGAACCAAUAGUCGGCGACGGAAUCGACAACGACUGUGACCAACUGGUGGACGAGGAGCAACUGAACGGAAUAGAUGAUGACAGUGACGGUCCCAUUGAUGAAGAUGUGGCUGACACAACAACGGAGCCGACCACUUCAUUUAACACGGCAGCAGACCUGACCACGGUGUUCAACACGACUACACCAACAGAGCCGACCACAGGUACAUUGUCAAUCAAUGUAACGACAACUCAGCUUUCAAUUUCACCAGACGCAAGUGGAACAAUGGCUACAACAGCUGUUGCGGACUGCGGAUGUCCAUUGCUGCCCUCCCAUACUGAAGUAAGUCUGACUGCAACGACCACUGGCUCCGUGGCCACUUACCGCUGCAAGACGGGAUUUCAGUCCGAGAACGGGACCACAACGCUUACCUGUGGCAGCGAUGGGGAAUGGAAGGGCACACUGCUGACUUGUGAAGCAAUAACCCCCUGUAUCCGGUUCUGUGGGUUUGGAAGCUGUUUUGUUGAUGGCGACAUUCAAAAGUGUGACUGCAACACAGGAUACGGAUUUUUUGGUCUUUCCCAGUUUUGCCUAGACAUCAAUGAAUGCGAAGACGGUUUGGACUAUUGCUUGGACCGGCCAGCCUGUGUGCCUAACGCGAGGUGCAUCAACUCUCCGUACGGCUCGUACACGUGCCGGUGUCCCAGUGGUUAUACUGGUGACGGGAGGACAUCAUGCGAAGAUGAAGACGAGUGUCUGUCGGCUCCAUGUUCUGAGUUUGCCAACUGCAUCAACACAGCAGGCAGCUACACCUGUCAGUGUCUGGACGGAUAUGUGGGGUCUGGCACGUUUUGCACAGAAAUCAACGAGUGCAGCUCCAGCCCCUGUAUCAGUGGAACGUGUGUGGAUAGGAUCAACGGGUACACCUGUACCUGCCGUGAGGGGUUUGCUGGGGAGAGGUGUGAAAUAAAUGUCAACGAUUGUGAACCUCCACCCUGUCUCAACAAUGGGACCUGUAGUGACAGGAUCAACACCUACAGCUGUGACUGUGUGGAUGGGUGGGAGGGAAUGAACUGUGAAGAGGACAUGAAUGAGUGCACGUCUGAUCCUUGUCACCGGCAUGCUGACUGUGGAAACACAAACGGCUCCUUCAUCUGCACCUGUAAAGAGGGUUUCCAUGGAGACGGAUUUGAUUGCACCGAAACUGAUGAGUGUGCUUCCGAUCCCUGUCAAAAUGGUGGAACCUGCAUAAAUGGACUUAAUGAGUAUUCGUGUGACUGUCCAAGUGAAUGGCAGGGCGUUAACUGUGAAAGAGAUGUUGAUGAGUGUCUCAUAGAAAAAUGCCAUCAGAACUCAGCCUGUAACAACUCACCGGGAAGCUACAGCUGUACAUGCAGGGACGGUUUCUAUGGAAAUGGCCUCACACAGGAUAAAGUCGUGUGUAGAGAAACCAUCAUUUUCCCUUACGGUGAAGAACAAGGGGACAUGUUGCUGCCUGACACAGACGACCACAAAGACAUCUCUCUGCCGUCUCUGAUUGACAUCAGUAUAGGAUUUCCUUUCUUUGGACAGUUCUACUACAGCCUUUAUUUCUCCGAUAACGGGUUGAUAAUAUUCCCGCCGACGGCGCAGUCCCGUGCGCGGAGGGAACCCUACCCGAACCCCAGUCUGUUCAGGAGGAACCAGACCGUACAGGCAGGAUUCCCUCCUAUGGUAGCAGCGUCAUGGGGAGAUGUGGAUCUCACAACGGACGUGGGGAAAGUCUGGUAUCAGGUGUAUACUGAUGACAACUCAGUAGACAAUGCCACACAGACAGUGUUUGACAUGGUUACUACGAGGAUGUACCAGUCCUUCAGCGACACGUUUGUGCCCACCUGGGUACUGGUGGUGACCUGGGACAGUGUACCCUCUGUCGAGGCAAUGUACACAAAACAAAACCCAAACACAUUCCAAGCCGUCCUGGCCACCGAUGGAUCAGAUUCCGUCGCUUUCCUGACCUAUAAGGAAGACGAGAUGCUGUGGACCAAUGAAACCCAGGACGUUCUUCUCGGGUACAACAGCGCUAACGGCGUCAACUUGGAAAACAUCCGGCUGGCAGAUCCGUACAGACCCGACCAAGUCAACGGGAACACGGGGCUGAAAGGACGAUGGGCGUUUAAGUUGGAGAGCGAUGCCACACGGAAAACGAACUACAAGAAGCUGUGUCGUGACUGGUACAAGACAGAGCCAGACCCUUCAGAGUGGAUUGUAGGAGAAGGCCUGUGUCCUUGCACGCUGCUGCAGGCACUGAGGGAUCUACGUUUCGCCCCUGUUACAUUGACAUUGUCACCCUUUGACAUCUGGUCACUACUUCUGGUGAAUCAAGAUCAGGAAGUUUGCUUCAGUCCUCUGUUUGCCAGCCCGACUGGUUCCAGUGUAGACUGUUGUUACAAGUUCCUGGCCCUGAACACUGAGAUACCCCUGGCUGGAAGUCACCACAGAUAUCAACGGUUCUCCCAACUUCACACUGACUUUGACGUGAAUCCCAAGUCCUGGUGCUGUAGCCUGUCUGACGAUGAAGACUUCUGUAACCUGUACUAUGAAAAGAGGCCUCCAAACAGCUGUUCUUUCUACAGGCCACCACGUCUAGCCAUAACGUGGGGAGAUCCUCACAUGAAGACACUAGACGGUCUAGCCUACACGUUUAACGGGUUAGGAGAGUUCACCCUUGUCAAGACGAGUGGGGCCAGUGUUGAGUUCAGGCUGCAGGGGCGCACGGAGAAAGCCAUCGCCAACGGUACCCAGGAAGUGGCUGAGGCUACAGUCUUCACGGCAUUCGCAUCAAAGCAAGAUGGCUCCUCGACGGUUGAAAUGGGUAUGAACAAAGACCGGAAAAACAUGACACUAAUGGUGGAUAAACGGUCCAUCAACAUCACUGACCUACAGCAGAACGGUGCGCAGCGUUUUGCCAAUCUGACUCUUCAGUACAAUUUCAACUCGAACCAGACCAGUGUGGUCGCCUCCUUCUCUUCGGGAAUAACAGUGACCGUCACGCUCCAGAAACUCAUGCUGAAUGUACAGUUCGGAGCGCCGGGUUCUUUCGAGAACACUACCCGAGGCAUGCUGGGUGUUUGGAACGACAACAUUUUGGACGACUUCACCUAUCCUAACGGCACGGUACUGAAGGCACCAGAGGACAGAAAUCUAACAGAGGAAGAAAUCUUCCCGUGGGGAUUAUCAUGGCAAAUCAAACAAGACGAAAGUCUAUUCACCUACGAGGAUGGACAAAACGCAACUUCCUUUGCCAAACCAGAUUUCAGACCAAAGUUUCUCAACCAACUUCUAGCAGCUGUCUCCGCCAAGAAACGAAGCGAGGCUGGUGUUCUGUGUGGCACAAAUGUAGAAUGUCUCUUUGACUUUCUAAGCACAAACGACGCAGAAGUGGGAGAACAAACCAGAUCAAGUAUUGUGACUUUCGAUUCAGACGCAGAGACACUGGCCAACUUUCCACCCAACAUCACAACCAACGCCACAGUCAAUGGAAUAGUUAGACAGCAGGUGGAACUACAGGUCAUUGCUGUUGACCCUGAGGACAAUCCUUUGAGAUAUUCCUUUGGCAACGUCAACAACAUUCCUGGGGCAACCAUUAACCCUGUUAACGGUAUCCUUAGGUGGACUCCCAGAAGCCUACUACCCGUGCAACUAGAGAUUAUUGCCCAAGACAACAAAGGAGCCUCUUCGUCGACCUACCCCAUGGUGAAACUCUGCAAUUGUCAACACGGUGGAAUCUGCAACUUUGUCACUGUGGACUUCACUGGAGAUAUCAACCCUGUGGGACAGUUCCAGGUUGUUUCCUGCUCGUGUCCUGAAGCCUGGACAGGAGAGUUCUGUGAGACUGAUAAGAAUGAAUGUGAGGAGGACCCGUGUUAUCCAGGAGCGGCGUGUACAGAUAUGGUAGCACCUAAACAUGGCUUCGAAUGCGGACCAUGUCCCAAUGGUUUGGAUGGGACUGGGGAGAAGUGUUAUGAUAUCAAUGAGUGUGUGCAAGGUCAGCUUUGUGAACAGCCCCAUAACUGUGUGAAUAUCCUGGGCAGCUACACCUGUGGCUGCGACCUUGGUUACACCCUAGACAGCAAUGGCCUCAACUGUACUGAUAUAAACGAGUGCGACAUUAGCACAGCUGAUUGUGCAGUUGAGGCAACAUGCAGCAACACAGAGGGCAGCUUUACUUGUACCUGUACUACCGGAUAUACUGGCAAUGGGACCUACUGCGCAGAUGUUGAUGAAUGUACGACUAGUGCCUCCUGUGAUCGCAAUGCAGUAUGUGACAACACUGUUGGAUCCUACACAUGCACAUGUAAGGCUGGCUAUGAAGGCAGUGGACGCAGAUGUGAGGACAAAGAUGAGUGUGUUGAUCCGGACAUCUGCCACACAAAUGCAAGAUGUACCAACUCCAUCGGCUCCUACAGCUGCAGCUGCAAUUCUGGUUACCGCCGCAAGGGGGCAGUGUGCACCAACGUGGAUGAGUGUGAAGAGCUACUGGACACCUGUAGCCCGGGGCAGGGGAUCUGUACAGAUAACCCUGGGUCCUAUAGCUGUGCGUGUAGGGGUGGAUAUGAAGGAGACGGGAUCACAUGUCAAGAUGUUGACGAGUGUUCAGAUGCUGCUCUCCACAACUGCACUGAGAACGCGGAUUGCACCAAUACGGAGGGCUCUUAUAACUGCCUGUGUACCGAUGGGUAUGAAGGGAUCGGUACAGUCACUUGCACUGAUGUCGACGAGUGUGAAAGUGCUAUAGAUAACUGUGCUCAGGAGGCAACCUGCACAAACUCUCCGGGAUCUUACACGUGUUCGUGUAACGCGGGAUUCGUCGGGAAUGGGAUUCAGUGUGAAGAUAUUAAUGAAUGUGUAAGGGGAGAAGCUGACUGUGACAUCGACACAAAAGCCGUCUGUACCAACUUGAUUGGAGGCUACAACUGUACAUGUUUUAAUGGUUACGAAGGAGACGGUAUGCACUGCACAGAUGUGAAUGAGUGUAUGACUGACAACGGUAAAUGCUCUAUGAACUGCUCCAACACUGAUGGAAGUUAUACCUGUAGCUGUGAGGAUGGAUACAGGCUAGCGGUCGAUGGUUUCAAGUGUGAUGAUAUUGACGAGUGUGCAGAACAGCUGGAUGACUGUGAACAAGCCUGUACAAACACAGACGGUGGGUUUAACUGCUCGUGCGUCCCAGGAUUCGUUCGAGUUGGGGACUCCUGUAAAGCCUCUGUAAAUUGCACCAGAACCGUCUGCACGAAUGCGGACUGCUUUGUGAAGAAUGGAAUCGAGAGAUGCCUGUGUUUUUCUGGCUACAACAUCACCAACAAUGCCACAGUUUGCACUGACAUCGACGAAUGUUCAAGUGACACCCUGAAUACCUGCGACCAGCUGUGUAACAACACAAACGGAGGUUACACAUGUGGUUGCGACAGUGGCUACAUGAUUGGUACUGAUGGUCGAGCAUGCACUGAUAUUAAUGAGUGUUCAGACAGCAGCCUGAACGAUUGUGAUCCCAAUGCCUUCUGCAACAACAACCAGGGAGGGUACACCUGUAGCUGCAGACAGGGCUACAUCGGCAAUGGGACAUCCUGUGAAGAUUACGAUGAGUGCAUAUUCGGCAGUCGAAUUGAGAAUUGCAGUGCGAAUUCUCAGUGUUUCAACUUCAAUGGUGGUUUCAACUGCACCUGUCGGGACGGGUAUACAGGAGACGGCUUCUUCUGUGCCGAUGUGGAUGAGUGUACCGGUGAUUCCUCACACUGCCAUGACCAAGCAGUAUGCACAAACGUCCUGGGCAGCUUUGAAUGUACCUGCAAAGAUGGGUACAACGGCACCGGAACAGUAUGUGAAGACAUUGAUGAAUGUGAAGACGGGAUUAGUCAGUGUGAUGGAAAUGCAACUUGCACCAACACUGCUGGCUCCUACACCUGCACAUGUGAUGAUGGGUACAUCGGUACAGGGAGAACCUGCACAGAUGUGGACGAGUGUUUAAGUGGGCAAAAUAACUGCCAUGGACAGGCAUCAUGUCUAAACACGGAGGGCAGCUAUGUAUGCUCCUGCAAUACUGGUUUUACAGGCAUCGGGACGUCUUGUGAAGAUGAAGAUGAAUGUAGAGAAGGCACAGACACUUGCACAGAAAACUCGAUGUGUACGAACACUGUCGGUUCCUUCACUUGUCCCUGUAAGCCUGGUUACUUCGGGAGUAACUGUGUGGAUGUCCAUGAGUGUGAGGACGGCAUUGACAACUGCCAUGACCACGCAGACUGUACAAACACCCCUGGUUCAUACAGCUGCACGUGUCUUUCUGGUUACUUUGGAGAUGGGACGGUCUGUACAGCAGUGACAACAGAAAGCACCCGAACUCCAACAACAACAACAACACCAACAUCAAUGACUGCCACUCCAGAGCCGCCAAAACCACGAAAAUUUGUACCAGCCCAAAUAACAAUGGAGAGGAAGUUUAGUGCUAAAUACAAUGACAAGACUUCAGCAGAGUACAUGGAAUUAUCAUCACAGUUGAAAACAUCACUCUCUGCCAUCUACGCCGGAAUUCCUGGGUUCAUCGAGAUUAUCAUCAUCCAAUUAGUCGAGGGUAGUGUAAAGGCCAGAUACGCCGCUGUUUUCGCCGUGGAAGAAUCUCAACCUGACAGCAUCAUCCAGGAUAUGGCUAGGACGAACCUUCAGCAGGCGAUCACUAGCGGCAGGUUUGACCCCGCGCUCCAGGUCACCAGCAGUAACAGCCUGCAGCCGAUUGUACUUACGGAAGAAGAGUUGGAGCAAGUGGUUGGAGGAUUCUGCCAGGAUGUGCAGUGUGGGGAGGGGGGCUUCUGUUCACGGAAUGAGCCGUACCCCGGAGCUGUCAUAGCGGAGUGCCAAUGUCAGGAAAACUACUGCAACACGGGGACCUGUGAGUACAACGUUCAAGAGGGACCGAAAUGCACCUGCCCGGCAGUAGAGGGUUCCUGGUACGGAGGGGAGCGAUGUCAGAUCCGUUUGACCCAAGCGGACGUGAUCGGUAUUGCAGCAGGUUGUUUGUGUGCGUUGCUGGUGGUCGCCCUGCUGGUGGCUGUCUGUAUGGCCAAGAGGUCCAGACAUUCGGCAAAAAUGAAGUACAGGGUUAGCUCACCUCCCGUCACCCUACCCAACUACUACACCGCCUCAGAGUCGUGGCAACCGUUUCAUGGCCUCCCGGUCACUGACCUGAGUGAAGACCAGGACGACUACCUUUCACCUGUGGUAAAUGAACAUUUUCAUAAAUCAAAGAGCUUAGUGAGUUAACGUUAAAAGCAGCCUCAAAGCAGCCUCCCCUCUCUCUUGAUACAGAGAACUGUGAAAAGUAUGUACGUAUGGACAUAAACUUACAAUGUUUACAACUUUAUACACACAAAACCUGAUUUUUAUUUUACUUGACGAAAAUCAAACUUGUGUUUUUCCUUGAUGUUUCUGAAUUUGUGACGGUCUUAUCUUCUGGUGAUGUUGUCAAAGAGGAUGAUGAUGGGAGCAGCCAUGAGACUACAUUGAUAA